Setaria italica (foxtail millet) is the source of this 1702-nucleotide messenger RNA. Its product is annotated as ubiquinol oxidase 1b, mitochondrial. The record is from RefSeq and is a predicted model, not a curated record. Lineage: Eukaryota; Viridiplantae; Streptophyta; Magnoliopsida; Poales; Poaceae. Gene Ontology annotation, molecular function: alternative oxidase activity. The transcript has 3 exons. The coding region runs from base 355 to 1371 and encodes 338 amino acids. Gene Ontology annotation, biological process: alternative respiration. Gene Ontology annotation, cellular component: mitochondrion.
AGCCGUUGGUGGGUUGGUCUCUCUCUGUUGCUUGGUUGCUUCGGUCACGUCGCGUUCCUGCACGGGCACGGCACUUGGAGAGCACGGCUAGCCACCGCCCGCGACGGCGCUCCGUCCGGGAAGCAUCCCGCCGGACCGGCCGCCCGGCCGAGCGCCCGAGGCCAAGACGCGCCUGUAUAAAAAACCCCACCCCAACGGAAAGCAUCAUCGUCCUAUGUUAACAGCAACCAGCCAACAAAACACAUACAGAUCAGCAGUCCCGAAACUCGCAGGGGAAAAAAAAAGGAUCUCCCUUUCGAGCGGCCUAUUGUCCCACAGGGAAAGGAGUGGAUCGUGAUUAGUUGAUCGCAAGCCAUGAGCUCUCGCAUGGCCGGGGCAGCGCUUCUGCGCCACCUGGGCCCGCGCCUGUUCGCGGCCGAGCCGGCCGUGUCCGGGCUCGCCGUGAGGGGCGUCAUGCCCGCGGCGGCGAGAAUCCUCCCCGCGCGGAUGGCCAGCACGGCAGCGGAGGCCGCCAGAGAGGACGCCGGUGCGAAACACAACGGGAGCACAGGCGGCGGCGGCGGCGGCGGCGCCGAGAAGCCGGAGGAGGCAGCCGGCGGGCAGAGCAAGAAGGCCAUCGUCAGCUACUGGGGCAUCGACUCGCCGAAGCUCGUGAAGGCCGACGGCACGGAGUGGAAGUGGUCCUGCUUCAGGCCGUGGGACACGUACACGUCGGACACGUCGAUCGACGUGAAGAAGCACCACGAGCCGACGACGCUCCCGGACAAGGCGGCGUACCUGAUGGUCAAGUCGCUGCGGGUGCCCAUGGACCUCUUCUUCCAGCGCCGGCACGCGAGCCACGCGCUGCUGCUGGAGACGGUGGCGGCCGUGCCGGGCAUGGUGGGCGGCAUGCUCCUCCACCUGCGCUCGCUCCGCCGCUUCGAGCACAGCGGCGGCUGGAUCCGAGCGCUGCUGGAGGAGGCCGAGAAUGAGCGGAUGCACCUCAUGACGUUCCUCGAGGUGACGCAACCGCGGUGGUGGGAGCGCGCGCUCGUGCUCGCGGCGCAGGGCGUCUUCUUCAACGCCUACUUCGUCGGGUACCUGCUCUCCCCCAAGUUCGCGCACCGCGUCGUCGGGUACCUCGAGGAGGAGGCAGUGCACUCGUACACAGAGUACCUCAAGGACCUCGAGGCCGGCGUCAUCGACAACACGCCGGCGCCGGCCAUCGCCAUCGACUACUGGCGCCUCCCCGCCGACGCAAAGCUCAAGGACGUCGUCACCGUCGUGCGCGCCGACGAGGCGCACCACCGCGAUGUCAACCACUUCGCAUCGGACAUCCAUUACCAGGGGAUGAAGCUGAAGGACACGCCUGCGCCGCUCGGGUACCACUGAUCGGUCGACAUGGCCUGCUCGAUUCAGCAAUGCUCGACAUUACCUGCUACCCCUCGGACGCCUUGUUUGGGAUCAUUUUGUCUGCAUGGUUUACGCGUAAAUGAUCAGUAUUUGCAUAGUUUGUGCCACACAUUCGAGUCCGAUUUACCACCUAUACGCGAAUGAGUUGGUUGUGUCUGUAUGUAAUCUGUCAGUCUGUACAUAUUAACGAGAGACAUUUGUAAGUAAGAAUUAUUCUUCAGUACGAGUAGUUGAAAUAUGCCCUGCAUUGCAAGUAGCACACGUUUAUUAUUUACAGGGAUACGUCUGAAUGAACUAGAUUGGUGUACUC